AUGGCUGCUGCCGAUGCAGAUCAUGGCUUCCAACGUCCUGCUCAAAUCCAAGUUAUCGGGUGGGAGCAUUUGGACAUCUUUAAAUUUGAUGCAAUGAUCGCUGUAUCAACGUUGAGUAUACGAGCUGCGCUCUAUCCGAUAACUGUUGUUCGUUCACGCUUGCAGCUGCAGAAACAAAAUACUGUAUAUAGAAGUUUGCGCCAUGCCUUCGUUGAUAUGUUCCGGAAAGAAGGGUUCACAGGGUUCUAUCGGGGAUUUUUCAUGGCUCUUCCGCAAACUGGUGCUUCUUUUUUGUAUUCUAAUGCCUACGAAAAGACUAGAGACUACAUCCAGUCGCAUACAAAGAUAAAAUCAGCAGCUACUUUAUCGUCCCUUGCAGGUGUUGUUGCAUCUACCACUUCCCAAAUGUUAUUUGUUCCUACGGAUAUCGUCUCGCAACAUAUGAUGAUUUACAACAAUCCUCUAGCCUUCAUGGGUAAAAACAGCAACCGCAAGGGAGGAGCGGUUAUGGAAUAUUUGAAGAAUGAUAAGUCAAGGUUGACCCUGGGCCUAAAAGUGAUUCGUGCUGUUUAUCGUGUGGACGGGGUUCGUGGAUUUUAUAGGGGUAUAUUUUCCGCAAUUUUCCUGUAUGCUCCCUCAGCAUUGGUUUUUUGGUCGUCUUAUUACUACCUUUUGGACUGUUUCAAAUUCAUUCGAAAAGAAGUCGUACAUCCUUUACGAAAUGACACCGGUACACUGUUUGGUUGUUCCAAGCCAAUAAUCAGCAGAAUUUUCAAUUCACUCAGAAAAUUAAUGUUUGUUCGACUUUCUGGGACCUCAUUUUUUUUCCUUAUAAUUAGACUGCCUUACGUUGAGUCCGAACAUUAUCGAAAUAUUUUUGUGGAUCAGGGUAUUGCCGGGAUGCUUAGUGGGGCUGUGGCUGCGAUUUGUACAAAUCCUCUAGAUGUUUUACGUGUUCGCAUCCAGGUUCAAAGGACGUCUUUCUGGGAAACUACACGGCGCCUCAUAAAUGUAGAGGGCAGACGGGUUUUUACCAAGGGACUGCAACUUCGGAUCAUCAGCACUUCACUUCACGCCUUCUUUGUCAUGCUGUGUUAUGAGACAGUGAAAAAGCAUUGCGUGCUACCUGAAUACGUUUCGAACGUUGUUUGGUAG
Messenger RNA from Enterobius vermicularis (human pinworm), 1155 nucleotides. The record is from the annotation of a GenBank genome assembly. NCBI's taxonomy places the organism in Eukaryota, Metazoa, Nematoda, Chromadorea, Rhabditida, Oxyuridae.